AUGAGCUCUCAUCGUGUGAAGUGGAAUGAGGACAAUCUGUAUGAGAUUGAAUCAAACAAGCCAGUGCGGCAGAAGAUAGCCGAGCCCAAGACACCGUAUCACCCUAUGAUGGAUGAUGAUGGGUCACUAUCACCAACACGCCCUUUCGACAAGUGUCUAGAUGCGACUGUUAGUGCAGAAGAUAUAUUAACUGCUUUAAAUGGUGUGGCCUCUUCAAGUAAAAAUGAUUCAAAGGAUGAUGAGUGGGCAUCCUCAGAUGAUGACGCAGAUGCCAUAGAACAUGAUGGUGGUUGGUAGCUUCUUUCUCAGUAACCAUUUUAUGUUUCUAGAGUUACUAUAGUAAAUAAUAAUUUCGGAUGAUGAAUUUAUUUGACUAGCUGAGUUAUGCAACUCCAUUUUAUGGUAUCAACUUUCUGUAAUGAGGUCCAUAGUUGAUCCAACUAAUGACUCUUUCUGUAAUGAGAUCAUAUAGCUUUUCUGUUUUCCUAGCUAAGUUAAACCUUUUGUGACUCUUUCUAAGUCUGCAUCUUAUAUCAUGAUUUAUAUUUGUAUUUGAUGUCAUGCGCAAGUGUAUACUUCAUUGUCAACGUAAUGGGCAAUAAUAAGCUCACCAUCCGAGUCCAGGACGUUAUUUGAACAUGCAGUGAUAAAUGUUGGGUGUUGAUGCAGACUCAGAAGCUGACAAAUCAUCAGUGAGUUUCAAGGAGCACCACCGCAAUCACUACCAUGAAUUCCGCAAGGUCAAGGAACUGACGCGCACUGGAUCCCUGGUUGAAGAUGGGGGCCGUGCGAAUGAGCGAACUGCAAACAACGUCGAAGACAAAACCGCACGAGAGAAGGCAACAGGCGACAAGAGUGAAUCGUCAACAUCACCUCAAGUAUGAGCCGCAAAGUGAAUUCUGUGGUCGCUAAGCCUAGGGAAGUUCAAUUAAGCAGGAGCAUGCAGU
Molecule: messenger RNA, 947 nt
Organism: Triticum aestivum (bread wheat)
Lineage: Eukaryota; Viridiplantae; Streptophyta; Magnoliopsida; Poales; Poaceae
Product: protein phosphatase inhibitor 2-like
Exons: 3
Coding region: 1-297 (98 amino acids)
Biological process (GO): regulation of signal transduction
Molecular function (GO): protein phosphatase inhibitor activity
Source: RefSeq, a predicted model, not a curated record